UUUGUUCUGAUUACGUAUCGGUAGGCUUACCUAGGAUGCUUUGCGCGCUUAGUUUUCUCUUUUCUAAAAACCUCGUGUACAUUAUGAAAGCGAGUGGUCAGGUAAUAAAAUUGCCUAUUUUCUUGCCAUUUUGUAAGCUUGUUUUAGUUUCCCAAUGUAAAAUAUGAAAAUCGAACCAUUUUUCUGUCGGUUAGAGCUUGUCUCGGCCCGAAAUUAAAUGUUUUUCAUGGGGCUUUUAACAAACAAAUCUGACCGAUUUUCAAACAUGGCGGCCGUUUUUGGGCUAAAUUGUGUUGUAUACCUUCGCUAAAGUGCAGAGAAAAUUGUGCUCUUUUGUGUGAUCGAGCCGUAGUACUGGUUUGGCCGAUUUUGUUUAGAAAAGUAAAAAUUGCACUGAAAAUCUGAAAUAUAAAAUCAUUCAAUAACCAAGCCUUUCCAAUAGUUUCAUAUAUAAAAUAGUUGAUAAAUUUAUACCAGUUUACUUUUGGUCAAGACCAACUUGUGUGGUUUGUUUUCACAGAUAUGUUAGACAAGGUAUCGUAAUAUAUCAGUAAUGAUUUUACUUUGUCUAACACAAGACGGUUUUACUCGUCAAGGGGAGAAUUUUGUGCACCAAUGGGUUGACAGGGGUACAUGUUUGACAAUGAACUUAGGCACAAUCUAAGGUAAGUUAAUCACUUGCUCAGAGCCUAAAAUAACGUUCAAAUAUUUUGUGCGAAUAUCAAUAGUAUAUUUUUUGUUACUUAGGACUACUUUUUAAGAAGUUGCUUUUUGGAAAUUUUGAGAAAAAUUUUGAAAAUAAACUUUCCAAACUGGUAUGGGUAUCUCCCACAAAUAUUGAUGCUUUACAAAUUUCUAAUAAAGGUACCUUUUUGUUCACUUUUAUAGUUGAAACAGUACAAGGUCGUUGGGCGACAUCUCCCAACGGCAAAGCUGCCCAACCCACCAUUGUAUCGUAUGAACAUCUUUGCACCAGAUGAAGUGACUGCAAAGUCCAGAUUUUGGUACUUCAUGGCGAAGUUAAAAAAAGUAAAGAAAAGUAACGGAGAGGUUCUGUCUAUCAGUGAGGUAUUGUUCUACCAAAAAUGAAGUUUUGUUGUUUGCAUCAAAAGAUAAAACAACUUAGGCCAUAUAAAAAGAAAAAAAUUGUUAGCGUCCUUAGCUUUUGCCAAAAAGUGGGUGGGCGGGCGCUUUUAAUUUUUACUAAUUUUUAACGCCUUGGUUUUACUCACUGUUAGGUCCGAAACUGGAUUUUCUUGCGCAGUACAUAUAUUUUUUUAUAUAUUUCAAAAUAUAAUUCAUACCGUCAUAUUCGCACGCAAUUUCGCAAAUUACUAACACAAUUGACUGCAGUCAACAGAAAUACUACAUAUAUUAGAGCCUGUUGAUCAAUAAAAGUCGGGUUUUUUAAAAAUAAAAAAAAAUCCUGAGCUGGGCCUUUUUUGUGGGCGGGUGGGGACGCUAACCAACUAUUUUUUUUAUGUGGCCUUAUUCUAGUGUGAGGCAGUUGAUUGACAAACCAGAAAAACCCAAUGUUGCUUCAGAUAGGGAAAAGUACAAAACUCUUACAAAAUGGCACCAUCAAAAUCACAGUGCUAGUUCAACAUUUUCUGAUAGGCUCGGGUUGUUUACCGUUUUGUUUUUUUCGGUGUUAUUUUCAAACCGGUUUUUACGGUUUAGCUUUUACAAAACAAAGUGGCUAUUCGUACUGGGAUAUGGCACCUGAUUCUUACAUUACAUAAAGUAGCAAUAUAAAAUAGUUUUUUGCAAUAGGUUUUAGCGAGCUUGUCGCUAGCGUAAUCGGCAAAGGCGUUGCGUGUGUGCAAAGUGAAACGAGGUCGGGUCCGGGUUUAAUUUUAGCCGUCGGUUUUCUGUUGACUUAGAAAUUUUUCUUAAAAUAUUUUUAAUUUCCCCCCCACUUUUUUAACCCUGAAAUAGUUUAUUAGACCUUUAUUGGUUAGGGUUAGAGAAGGGAUUGGAGUCAGGUUUAUCUUAAAUAUUACGACUGCAGUACGAAUAGCAAAUCAAACUCGGCGUACUGUUCCAGUACGAAUAGUCAUGGCGUUUACAAAAACUGGAAAACCGUCAUUACGGAAUUGUUUGCUGUCAUCGCACAAAACUCGAUCUUAAUUCUCAAAACAUGACACUAAUUAAUUAAACUCAAUUAUAUGACACUAGAUACAAAUUAUAUUCUUUUCCUGUAAAGUCGGUAAGAAAUAAAGAGGUAUAAAUUUUCAAAUGCGUUCUUGACCCUUUUAUUUUAAAACUGCAGUCAUUUUGGGUUACCUUUACACAAUUAUGCAUUUUGUCGUGUACCGUUUGUUUGCUUAUGUAAAAAAAUACAUACCACAAUUCCUCCUCAUUCAGUUGAAGUAAAAAAGGGAAAAAACAGUUUUACCAGUUUAGAAUCAGACGGUUUUUCGCGCUCAAGCCUAUUUUCUGAUGAAACUUUAAAACCAUGACAAAAUAGCACACCUGAUUGGCGGUACUACACAUUGGUACUGUUGUUUUUAAAACUAAAGUCUUGAAUGUGUACUUCAGAUGGUUCUCAGACGGUUUUCAGUUUUUACCUUGAAAGUGAAACUUCAAAUAUUUUGUAGUGCUUUUUUGAUGUUUCAUUUAGAUCAGCCAUUCAGUAUCAGAUAUUGAAAUGUUCUUGACAAACAUGGCGUUGGCAAUGUUCCUAUCCGUCAUGAUUUAUCAUUUAUAUUAUAUAGCAAUUUGACAAGAGUCCACUGAAGAUCAAGAAUUUUGGUAUAUGGUUGAGGUAUGACUCACGAAGUGGGUCACAUAAUAUGUAUCGCGAGUACCGUGCCAUGUCGGUCACGGAGGCUGUCACGUCGUGUUGUAAGUUUCUCGAUAAUUUAUGUUCAAAAUAGAAUAAAGCAGAUCUAAACACUUCUGCCGACUAUUUUCAACAACAAUGCUUGCCAAGCAAAUCAUAUUUCAUGUAAUAUAACUAUCAUCAUAAAAUUUGCAAUGUGAUUUCUAACUGUAAAAAUUUUUGUGUGUAUCUCAUUAAGUACAAAAAAAACGGUAGUCGCUCCAAAAACUGUAAACAUUAAAAAGAUUUCAAAAAUGUAGAAUGAACUCUUUUCAAAAUGACAAGCACAUGACUGUUAUGUGUUAGGUUUGAAAAUUAUUCAAAUCGUUAAAUUUUUCCCUUUUCAUUGAGUAGAUGUUUGACUGGGUAGCUAAAAAUUUAGAGCCAUGUUCUUUUUUAAAAAGUUGCACAUCAUUUUUUCUCAACUAAUUCAAACCCUGUCUACAUGAAUUUUCUUUUAGACCGUGAUAUGGCAGCAAGACACAGGGCAAGGUCAACUGUCAUUCAAAUAUUGAAAGUUGAAGUUAUCCCUGCAGCAAAGUGCCGCAGGCCCCACAUGAAGCAGUUAUUCGUAAGUACAGAGUUAGACUUGGAUCAAGUCCGUCUCUCUAGAGUCCGAGUCACGAAACGACGAGAUUGAGCGCGCCUCAAAGCAGAGGGGGAGAAACGGACUUGGCUCAUCUGCAAUGUUUCGAAUCAGAUUUAUUAUUUGGGUGGGAAUUAUGUUAAUAGACAGGUGUUAUUAAUUUAGCUGUUUUAUUACAAAUACAGAAACCCGCAAGUGUCAGGGCAAAAUUAUUAAAAUACCAGUCGCGAUUGAAACAAAAUAGUCUAGCAUUAGUCUGGUAUUAUUUUGUUAAUACCCAAUUAAUUAGUAUUUUGUGAUUGCUAAUCUUUGAUUAUUCAAACUUGGAAUAUUGCAAGUAUAGGGCAGAGUUGCAUACCUUAUUUAGUGGUAUCAACCUACUUUGAGUACUUGCUAGAGUAAAUAUGCAGCAUGUCUGCCGCUUAGACCUUUGUUGUUUGGUCUAAGUUUUGUAUUUGUUGCAAAUAGUUAUUCACUUAGUGCAUAAAUAAUGGCACCUUAUACUUAAACAUGCGGUACAGUCCGAUAUGCGCAUGUGUACAAAGGAGCCCUCUUUUUAUUUACAAACAGUUUAUUUAGGUUUUUAUUUCAUUUUAUGUUCUUGUAAAGCUUGAUUGUUGUCUGUUAAUAUAAUUCAUUCUACUCUAGAAUCAUGAAAAUAUAAAUACUUGUCGAAUAAAAUUCAAUAUUUUGCAUACUGAAAUGUAAACAAAAAAGCCUUUGUUUACAUACGGACUGUACCGCAUCUUUAAACAGUGUGUCGCUUAUUUUGCAGUUGUGGUUUGUGUGUAACUCACUGAUCGUUUUCCAACAAUUAUUUAUUUUAGAAUUCAAAGAUCCGCUUCCCUCUUCCACACAGAGUCAUGAAAUCACAGUUUAAAUCAAAAUUUGUUGCAAAGAGACCAAACACAUUCUACUAAAUUCUAAAGUAGAUAUGAAAUAAAAUA
Molecule: messenger RNA, 4357 nt
Organism: Paramuricea clavata
Lineage: Eukaryota; Metazoa; Cnidaria; Anthozoa; Malacalcyonacea; Plexauridae
Source: the annotation of a GenBank genome assembly